Molecule: messenger RNA, 2578 nt
Organism: Phalaenopsis equestris
Lineage: Eukaryota; Viridiplantae; Streptophyta; Magnoliopsida; Asparagales; Orchidaceae
Product: putative bifunctional dihydrofolate reductase-thymidylate synthase
Exons: 14
Coding region: 520-2217 (565 amino acids)
Biological process (GO): dTMP biosynthetic process; one-carbon metabolic process; tetrahydrofolate biosynthetic process
Cellular component (GO): cytosol; mitochondrion
Molecular function (GO): thymidylate synthase activity; dihydrofolate reductase activity
Source: RefSeq, a predicted model, not a curated record
UCCUCCCGGUUUCGCACAAACUUUCCAUCUAGGCCGAAAACCCUCGCUUAAGUCACUCCCCUACUGGUUUCGCCCAAAAUCAUUGCCUCCGUGAACAAACCUUCGCGAUACAGUCGCCAUUAGAGCUAGGAAACGAGGGGAUCGCGGUUUACAGACACCGCCGAAACUCCCAUCUUAUUCAUCCCUCUUCUCCGCUCCUACCAGAAACCAUUGAGGAAGAUUAUACUAAACAUGCCAGCGCCUGAAAGUUUUCCAUUUUGAUUGAAACAUACAGUAUCUGUUGUAUAAAGUGAUGUGGAUAUUUGGACAUUGACAGAAAUUAGAAUCUUCCUAAAAAGUUUGUUACAAUCACAUUUGCCAAAGCAUUUUGUUUGAUUGGGAUUUAAGUACUUUACAAGUAUUUUUUUCCUACCUGCGCACACACUCGAACACACGCGCCCCGCAUAUGCAAGAUCUUGAACCUAGGACCUCUUGGUUGAAAGUCAAAGCUCUCAACCACUAGGCUAAGGUGGCUUGCAAAUGUUGACGUUCAGGAUAUUCAGCUCAGGGAUCAUUCCUUUCAAGGUGAGGCCUUCUUCUGUAAUUGGAGCAUCGGGAAACAAUAGAAGCCAUCAAUAUAGUCAUAGUGCUCCUGUGAUGGCUGAUAACGAACUUGGAAACUUACCUAAUAGCAAUUCAAAAGAUUUUCCUCCAAGAACCUUUGAAGUUGUCGUUGCUGCUACUAGAAAAAUGGGUAUAGGAAAGGAUGGUAAGUUACCAUGGAAGCUUCCAUCUGAUCUCAAGUUUUUUAAGGAGCUCACGAUGGGCACAUCAGAUCCUGCAAAAAAGAAUGCAGUGAUUAUGGGUAGGAGGACGUGGGAGAGUAUUCCUAUCCAAAAUAGACCUUUGCCAGGUCGUUUGAAUGUCGUACUGACUCGUUCAGGAAGCUUUGAUAUUGCCACUGUAGAGAAUGUUGUUAUUUGCAGUAGCAUGAACUCGGCCUUAGAUCUGCUAGCAUCCUUUCCUUACUGUUUCUCUGUUGAGAAAGUGUUUGUGAUAGGUGGCGGCCAGAUACUGAGGGAUGUGCUUAAUUCAUCUAGAUGUGAUGCCAUCCAUUUCACAGACAUAGAAGCAAGUAUUGAAUGUGAUACAUUCAUCCCAGAAAUUGAUGGUUCGGCGUUUCGGCCUUGGUUUUCAUCUUUUCCAUCAGUAGAGAGCAACAUUAGAUAUUCUUUUGUGACAUAUGUACGUGUGAUGCGUCCGUCUGGUGAAUACCAGGCUCAGGAAAAUGGCCAAGCAACUAAUGGUGAUUCACGUAAGGAUAAGUUUAAAAUCCAGAAAUUCUCUUUUCUUCCUAAAAUGAUAUUUGAACGGCAUGAGGAGUACGCUUAUCUUAGGCUUGUGGAAGAUAUCAUAUCUCAUGGUGCUAUAAAGAGUGAUCGGACGGGAACGGGGACGCUUUCAAAGUUUGGUUGUCAGGCAAUGCGAUUCAAUUUGAGGAGAUCUUUUCCACUUCUUACCACCAAGAGAGUAUUUUGGCGAGGCGUUGUUGAAGAAUUAUUAUGGUUUAUAAGUGGCUCAACAAAUGCCAAGGUACUGCAAGAAAAGGGAAUACACAUAUGGGAUGGGAAUGCAUCUAGAGAUUAUCUCGAUAGGGUUGGUCUACAUCAUAGGGAAGAAGGUGACUUAGGACCUGUCUAUGGCUUUCAGUGGAGGCAUUUUGGUGCUGAAUAUGUUGACAUGCUUACUGAUUAUACUGGAAAAGGGUUUGACCAGUUGUUAGAUAUCAUUGAUAUGUUAAAGAAAGAUCCAGAUAAUCGGCGAUGUAUUCUUUCAGCAUGGAAUCCUUGUGAUCUAAAAAAUAUGGCUCUUCCACCUUGUCACAUUUUAUCACAGUUUUAUGUGGAGAAUGGAGAACUUUCAUGUCAAAUGUACCAGCGUUCUGCAGAUAUGGGUCUUGGUGUACCAUUCAACAUUGCUUCAUAUUCACUUCUGACAUGUAUGAUUGCUCAAGUUUGUGAUCUUGUUCCUGGGGAUUUUAUUCAUGUCAUUGGUGAUGCUCAUGUAUACAAGACUCAUGUUAGGCCAUUGCAAGAGCAGCUUCGGAGGCAACCUAAACCAUUUCCGAUUCUGAAGAUAAAUCCUGAGAAGAAGGAUAUUGAUUCCUUCACUGCAUCUGAUUUCACUCUUGUUGGUUACGAUCCUCAUCAGAAGAUAGAGAUGGAAAUGGCUGUGUAGAGCCCUCUCAUUAAAACGAAUGCACGAGGGUAUUCAGCAGAGUUAGUUAUCCUUCAGGGGAAGCAGAGAAUAUUAACAAUGCUUCACCGUGUGCUUCAUCAGCAUUUCAUAAGUAGAUUAUUAUGAUGAAUGCACUUUUGUUUUUUCUUUAUUUAUAGUUUGGCUGCCAGCGAGUUUCAUGCUGCCUUGUUAUGUUGCUUUGUUGUGGGAUUUUAAAAAUUAAGAGAAUUUCGCCUGCCUCUCCUAUAUUCGUCGUGGAAUCAAUUAAUAGGGGAUCAUGAAAGAGAGAGGCAGUUUAUUUUUCUGAAUUUAAUUCCUGUGAGACUUUGUUAAUUAUUUCAAUAAUGGGCAUAGAUCUUGU